Molecule: messenger RNA, 2670 nt
Organism: Homarus americanus (American lobster)
Lineage: Eukaryota; Metazoa; Arthropoda; Malacostraca; Decapoda; Nephropidae
Product: gametogenetin-binding protein 2-like
Exons: 12
Coding region: 275-2425 (716 amino acids)
Cellular component (GO): nucleus; cytoplasm
Source: RefSeq, a predicted model, not a curated record
CACAUCUCUACUGCGCAUGCUCACAACCGGUCUCAAUCCCUCGUCCGAUUAACAUCCUACAUCAUCAUAAAUUCUCAAAUUGAAGAUAUUCGGACAGUUGCCAUCAACCAAACCAAUGUGAAACAGCAAGUAAAGACACUCCACCAACACUCUUGUGAGAAUUACUCAUCCUUAAACCCAAGGAGGGACGUAUGUGAUCACUGGUGACACGGGGGGCCCCUGGUGAAGGAAGUCAUUUAAGUUUUGUUCCCAAAGUUACGGAAAUAAGGUCAAAAUGGCUAAGUUGGUGGGUGUUUACGACGACCAGGAGGAAGUCAGGCUGGGAAGACUACAACUUCCCCUCUCUGUAUAUGAUAACAAAAUAAUGACAAUGCAGCUCGGAGAGUCAUGUGAUGGAUGUGAAUUUACCGGAGGCACAACAAAACGGCGAUGUGAUGAAUCCUUCACAAGACAGUACAAUGCUCUGAGCAAGGAUGAAGUUGUAGCUGCUCUGAUGGUUCCUUCGAAAGUGUUGUUCACAAGGCUGGCUCAGACGGUGGCGUGUGUUGGCUGUCGGAGAAGUGUGGAACGACUCUUUAACCAACUGAAGGACUCGGGCCACCCUGCGCUGGAGCCACUGAUAAUCACUAGCAAUGGGUUUCUCACUGUUCUUCGCAAGUAUGCCCUUCAAGCAAGGUCAUUAGGGGCCUUAUUUAGUGACCACGGGUUAGCUCUUAGUGUAGUGCUAGAUAACAUCCCAAAGUUGAAGAAGUCUGGACGGUGUGUGCUUCACUCCAUGGAGGGUGUGAGAUGCCGUCCUGGUGGGCGAUCGUGGCGGGACGUGUGGGAAGUGAUGGACACCACGUGCCGUGACACUGUCACACUUGUUUGUGCCGAUCACCUUUUGACCACACUGGACAACUACCUCCGCAAGCAUAGAUUCUGCCAGGAGUGCAAGAACAAGGUACAUAGAGCAUUUGAUAUCCUAGUUGGCCACAUCACUAUAGAUCCAGCCAAGGAAAAGGGGUAUGUUGCCUCCCUGUAUGCAGGAAUUCGUCGGUGUGAAGCCAAGAGACACAUUCAUGUGCCUGCUGACACCGACUAUAUCACCCAUAUCAUCACGAGGGCAGAACCUGAGCUACAAGGAAGACGUGAACGACAUGCAAAGACAUUAGAAAUUGCCCAAGAGGAGGUGUUGACUUGCUUAGGACUGUUUUUGUAUGAACGACUUCAGCGAAUCCAUACACGAAUGCGCGAAGAAGAACAAACUUGGGACAUCCUCUUCCAUGUCGCACUGGAUACUCUUAAAAGAAAUUUUGAGCUGUAUGUGGAGGACAAGCAGGGCUACUCUAAGUUUGAGAUGUUGUGUGAGGAACUGCAAAGACAAGAACUCAGAGAAAAAGCCAAGAAAGAAAAGAAGAAGAAGAAAAAGAAGAACAAGAAGAAUGAAGAAGGCAAGGAGAACACUUGUCUGUGUGAGGAGGAGGAAGGUGGUGGAUGCCGGGAGUGUGAACUAAACAUGUCAUCAUCAUCCUGCUCAAGCCAACGUGCAACUCUCAUCAAUGCCACCAACAAACAGGUUGGCAGUGAAGUCUUCUGUCGAGGAGGUUCUCAUUUAGGGCCUCCUCUAAAUAGUCCUCACUUAGGUGCUGCACUAGGUAAUGGUCACAUACCUCCUGAUGGAGCAGGAGUCAUGCCAAGGUGUAGUAGUGAAUGUGGCAGUAUGGAGGCCAGUGAUAUAGGCAGUGAACGUGGGAGCAGUGAAGAAAAGGAAAGCUGUGACUCUAGCCCUGACCCUUACCAUCACCAUCACCACCAGCUUGACCACCACCACAGUCAUCACCAUCGCCAGCACUGCAACUCGCCACACCCUCUAGAGUGCACUGCUUCAACAGACUCACUUGUGUCUAGAUGCUCACAGGGAUCCCGAGAUGGAGGAUAUUGCUCAGCCCAGGGGUCAGGAGGCUCUUCCAGGGACUCAUCAGAAGUAGCUUGUGGUGAGGGUCUGUGUUCUCACCAUCAUGAUGACCAUGUAGAUGAUGCUCUCCACCACCACCAUCAUCAUGACCACCACAACCACACAGAUGACCUUCCAGACGAUGACCAAGGGGACCACUUACACCCACCGCUCUCGCCGUCACUCACACGCCACUCGCAGCCUUUUACUCUGUCUUUGCAGCAGAUGUUAGAUGACUCAAGGUGUGAGGAUGAAGAAAUUCCCGAGGCAGAAGUACGAGCUUGGCGUGCUCGUUUAGGAGUUGUUAAGCAAAAACGGGCCGAAUUGCGGCAGACUCUACGGCAACGCUUUCAGCAGUUAUGCCAUCGGGGUUGUGGGGUUGACUCAGGCUCAUCAGUGACUGGGCCGAGUCAUCAUUGUCACCAUCACAUGCAGUCUCCUCAUAGUGCCCUGCCUGUGCAUCACCUCACUGCCACCAAGCCUCGUUAAGUCAGUCACAACUUGUCCAAGAACAAGAUCACUAACUGUCUUAUUAUGGUUGAAGUGGGUAUUAUUUUAAGUGUUAGCGAAGAGCUGAUGGCCCUCAUGCAAAUUUAUACAACUGGUCAUUAAUUUUGUUUCUGAGGUUCAACAUCUUUGGCCCUGUUAUUUAUAAAAGAUAUUGAUUCAAAGGAAGAAUGCAGUAAUAAAAAUAAUAAGAUAUAAAAGAUAUAAUGCAGUAACAGUUAUAGUGA